AUGGAGGAGUUUCCAGUGAGGACGGUGGAGGGGCUGUGUCUAGGCACCAGCUUGGCUAUGUCAGGCCUCUUCUACUACAUCUACAGGAAAAAGAGGAAGACGGUGGACAAGCUCAAUGUUAGUAGCCUGCCCUGUAUCUAUUCCUUCAGACAUAGGCUUAGAUUAAAUCCAUAUCGCUGAAGAUCCACAUUACAGCGCGAUUGAAAUUUAAGGCAACGUUCCCGCAUUCACAGAGACUACAUUUACGGUAGCCUACAUGCUGUAUAUGUCGUCUCAAACAGAAAUGACCUUUACAUUUAAAUUGCACUGUAACGCGGAUUUUCUGCGAUAUGAAUUUAAUCUAGCCCGUAGUCUUUACACGUUGUAAACAAAGUACAAACCACGCAUUUUUGAGACAGAGAUUUUUAUAGAAAUUACUGACUUUUCUAUUUGCUUGUUGUUUCAGGAUGCACCACAGUUGACUUUGGAUCGGAAACUGGCAGACCUUUUGAAUGCGACGCCGGGAAAGUGUCUGCAGUAUGUUGUCAUUGAAGGUAGGCAUAUAGUUAUCUGUGUGAAUGGGAAACAUUUCUGAUUGUAUCGCUAUGGUCAUAUUAUUAUGAUAUUGAGUAGACCCUGUUCUCUCUCACUUAUUGGUGUGAUGGGGCAGUUCUUAGUCUAAUGAAUGUCUCUAUCCAUGGUGCGUGUGUGUAGGGGCAGUGCAGCCUCUGGGGGAGCCUCUGAGGAGUCUGUUCCAGGGGGGCAGUGUGGGGGUGGUGCAGAAACUCAUGCUGAGGGAACACAAGCUGGUGUGGAACAGCCUGUCUAACACCUGGUAGAAACACUCCUGAUUGACACUCCAAAUGUAAUGUGAAUGACUAGUAUCAUCUGUAUUACCACUUUGAAUUAUAAAACUUGAAUAUGACUAGGACCGUCUGACAUCUGAUACACAGAUAUACACCCCCCAGUGAAGCUAACAUUUGUAAGUUUGGCUCUAUACUCCAGUAUUUUGGAUUUGAAUUGAAAUGUUUCACAUGAUGCGACGGUAUUUGAAGGUAUUUUCAUUCAUAUCUGUUUUACCGUUUAGAAAUGAAACCACUUUAUGUCCCCCCAUUUGAAUACGUUUUUGUUCCAUAAGUAUUUGGACAAAUUCACUUAUAGUGUAUUAAAGUAGUCAAAAGGUUAGUAUUUGGUACCGUAUUCCUAGCACGCAAUGACUACAUCAAGCUUGUGACUCAACAAACUUGUUGGAUUCAUUUGCAGUUUGUUUUGGUUGUGUUUCAGAUUAUGUUUUGCCCAAUAGGAACUAAAUGGUGAAUAAUGUAUUUUGUCAUUUUGGAGUCACUUUUAUUGUAAAUAGAAUAUAACAUGUUUCUGAACACUUCAACAUGAAUGUGGAUGCUACCAUGAUAAUGGAUAAUCAUGAAUAAAUUGUGAAUAAUGAUGAGUGAGCAAGUUAGAGGAACCCCCCUCCUAACUUUCUCACCCCCCCUUUCCUGUGUAGGACGGACAGUGAGCGUGUGCUGCACCAGAGGGUGAACGCGGUGCCCUUCAGCCUGGUGGGGUCAGACCAGGCCAACGUGAGGGUGCUGUGUCCCCUGGAGGCCUCGGGGCUGGAGAUGGAGAUCAUCCAUGAGAAGUUCCACCAGGCCAGCUACGGUUUUACUGACAUCAUCGGACAGUACCUCAGUGGAGAGAAGCCCAAAGGCCAGCUGGAGACUGAGGAGAUGCUCAAGGUGAGAUUUGGUUUGGUUUGAGGUUAUUAAUUUUUUAUGUAGCCAUAUCACUGAUAGAUUACCUCUUACUUAUGAUAAAAACAGUAUCUUCAUUCCAGAAAUUCCACAAUAAGAUGCAAAAACGUUCCAUUGUGUUUAGGAUGAGGGGAGGUGAUUAUUGCCCCUAAAUAGUGAUAGUGUGUUGCUCCAUAAUCCUGACCAUUUUGUGUCUGUCUGUAUUUCUAGGUUGGCGCAACUCUGACUGGUGUAGGCGAGCUCAUCUUGGACACGGACCGGGUGCUGAAGCUCCGCCCGCCCACUGACGGCUCAGAGUACUUCCUCAGCUCGGCAGACUUUGAGUCCCUGCGGCUGGAGCAGGAGGGCCAGGCGGUGGUCUGGCAGGUCCUGGCCUCUGUGUUCGCCCUGGCAGGGGCCGCCGUCCUCUUCUGGGUGGGCCGCCGCUACUACCGCAGCCUGAGAGUCCGCUGGGACCAGGAACGGCUGAGGAGGGAGUUUGAGAGGUUGGGUGCUGGGGGGAUUGGGGCAGGGUCUACGUCUGGGGCUACACAAGAGGGGGCUGGGGAGCAGGUGACACCCCUGGAGAACGCCUGUGUGAUCUGCCUGACCCAGCCGCGUAGCUGUGUGCUGCUGGACUGUGGGCACGUGUGCUGCUGCUACAGCUGCUACCAGGCCUUGCCGCAGCCCACCUGCCCCAUAUGCCGGCAGGCCAUCAAGAGGGUGGUCCCCGUCUACCAGGCCUGACGCCAAGCCUGGGAGUAGAACAGAUAUCUGUGUUCUCAUGGAUGGUAUA
Molecule: messenger RNA, 2505 nt
Organism: Coregonus sp. 'balchen'
Lineage: Eukaryota; Metazoa; Chordata; Actinopteri; Salmoniformes; Salmonidae
Source: the annotation of a GenBank genome assembly